CAGUUCUCUGCGCGCCCGCAGUGCCUUGCGAGCCGACAAGCAUCGACGCAGUGUCCGCUGGGCGAAUCGACAGUCGUCUUGAUCUCCGACGAGGCCGUCUUGAGCAUCGUGCACGCAUACCCUGGCCAAGUCCGCUGGUGGAGCAGCGUGUAAGCCCCAGCUAACAGCCACACUUGGGUUGCAGGUGAGCCGGGCGUCAUACAACACGCGUCGACAUUACUUUAUUGCUUCGCCGUGCUCGCGGGACCGAGCUUUCUAUAUAACUAUUGUCGGAUCCUUGCCAGCUUGACGCCUGCGCCCUCUUUCUGCCCCUCUUUCCCUUGUCCGUUUGUUUAUCAUGGCCCAAGGCACCCCGCCUAGCCUGGCAGUCAACGGUAUUGCAGCGCCCGCCAUGGACAAUACGCCCUCCGUGUCCAACUUCGGCGAGCCUCAGACCACAGACGCAGGGCGACCGGGCCCGCGACGAGUAGACACCAGCUACACAAUGGUGUCCAUGAUGUCGGUGCCGCCCGAGGGGUCCAUCUUGACCGGCAAGCAGGAGCACUACCUCAAGCGCGAACUCAUCUCCCAGCAAACCCAGUUUGAAAUCUCCGAACUCUCGUCUCCCACUGCCCUCAAGCGCUUCGGCGCACCCUUCCACUCAGACGCCGGCGAAAUCGCUCCAGAAGACUCCGAGCUCCCACUGCUGCGCUACAUAUUCGUCAACCAUGUGCGAAAUUUCCCGUUCCUGGACAAGGCCAAGGAGAAGGAGUUCUGGCAAGACAAACUGCAAGUGUUUCUCCAGUCGUUCGCAAGCAAAGACAUUUCGUCGUCGGAAGACCGCCUCGAAGAGACGAAACGAAGGAAGCUAGCGCUAAAGGCAGAGAAGUUGGUUGAGCUUAUGAUGGUCUCUGGAAUUCCCACUGCGUCCGGCUACGAGGAGAGGAUCCGCUUCUCAGAGAUGGAGAUUGUUGAGCGAGGCGCAAAUGAAGAGGGUCUACACAUGAAUGCGCCAAGUGGACACUUCAUUAAUGGCUGGGAUGUCAACGUCGCUGGCGUGCGCACUACAUCUGUAAAAAAGCAUCUCCGAUAUCACACACAUGCGGAAUAUCUCAUUAGAGUCAAGCAAAGCGACGAUCGAGAAAUCUACGUUGGUCGACGUUACCAAGACUUCGUCAACCUCCACAAGCGCAUACGUCUCGAGCUCCCUGGAAAAGUUCUGCCUCCGCUCCCUCGCAAGAAUAAGAAAGAUUCAAUUCUGAGUUCGAAUAAAGACGACGACGAUGCGAGCUCCAUCUCAUCAGUCUCGACCCAAGGUCCAGCACCCGACACCUACCUGAAGACCGAUGGCGGCGGUGGAGGAUUGCGAAGCUACCUCUGGGGCGGCGGCCACAAGAAGAAUGCUUCACAAACAUCACUCGAGCCUCGAGGAGCACGGUCCCCGCGUGCGUCGGGAGAAGGCUUCGGAUACCAACCGUCGCGCACUCUCUACCGCGAAGAGCAGCGUGUCUCACUACGAGCUUUCCUUCGAUCGUUCCUAAAUAAUGAGAGGAUUGCACAUUCAAACGCUAUGGCUGAUUUCCUCACGCACGAUCCUAUCGAAAUUAACGAGGAAGAAAUGGACGAUAUCGAGAGGCGCAUGAUCAUGGACGAGAAGCGCAUACAAGAGCAGAAGCAAUUCUACGAAGUAGCUCGGAAACGUGCCGCCGAGCUCGACAUACACAUGGAGAAGUUCAGGCGAGAGAUUGUUGAAAGAAACGGCCUUUCCCACCUCUUCCAGGAGAUCAGGGUGAAGAACUCGAUAUCGCAGCUCAAACCGGAGUACCAGAAGUUCGCAGAGUGGUUGCGAAUAGAGGUUGCAGCUACCAUCUACCACCUCUUCUUGGCUGAAGACAACUCGCCGGAACUCUUCGCACAGGCGAAACGGAUACAUUCACUCGUACCUUAUGGAGUGUUGAAGAACGUCAUCAGGAUUGCUAACCCGGCAGCGGUAAUGAGCGGCGUGCUUGAUUUGUUCCUUGCGCAACCGUUUGGUGCAAGAUCUUUGCUCCAGCGCAUCUUCGGUAUGGCCAUCAAUGACGGCGUUCAUUCUGUUCAGAAGACGAUCGACACCCUCGGCUCCACGAAAAUUAAGGACGAGGUUCUGUGCGCAAAGAUCAAAGCCUAUGUUGAAUCGGAUGAAGAUGUUAAACAGAUACUACGGCAAGAGGCAGAGAGCGAGCAGGUCGACAUUGUCGUGACGGUCCUACGAUCCGAUUUUUUCAAACCCGAGUUGAGCUCUCAGCAGGUGGAGAAGGUCUUUAAUGCUUACGUCGCGUGGAACAACGCGGUCGAAAAUGUGAGGCCGACUCGUCGCUUUAGCAGAAACAACAGCACUCGUAGCGUCAACAGCGUCCUUACUAAUGCGUCUGGUCAGAUCGACAAGGACUUGCGACAGGGCGCUGAACUCUUCGCGCAUCUCAAACAGUAUCUCAAGCUUUGUCUGAGACAACGAGACAAGCUCAUGAUGUUACAAAUCAUUGAGGAGCCCACCACGCUUCAACUCUUCCGCGACCUUUUCACCAUUUUCUACGAACCGCUUGUCCGCGUGUAUAAAUCUGCGAACGUGUACAACAGUAUCACUGACUUUGCCGUAUUCGUCGAUGACACGAUCAAGACCAUCGAAGCUUGUCAAAGACAGGAAGUCUCUGCAGAUCCUAACCAAACGGUUCAAGCUUUCAUCGAUCUUUGCGCGCGUCACGAAGAUAACUUCUACAAAUUUGUACACGAGGUCCAUAUCCAUGAUAACGGUCUCUUUGACCAGCUUAUGGGUUGGCUGGAAGGUAUCCUCGAGUUCCUGCGACACGGCCCUGACAGUGGCGGCAAGCUUGACAUGAAUGCUUUGUUCCAGGGAGGUAUGGACUCGGGCAGCAUUGAUAAGCGGAAAGCUAUCAGGGAGAUCAAUAGUUUGAUCAAGUGGCAGACCGCUCGCAAGAAGUGGCACCAGGACAAGACUCGACAGAAGAUGGCGAGUGCUGGUGAUGAGCCUGACCCUGUUUUAGGCGGCAUGGCAGGGUUCAAGAGCAGCGACUUUGGGCUUAAUGAGCUCGAUCUCCAAGAUCUCGAACUCGACGACGAUGCCACCGACUCCGACGAAGAAGAAGAGCUCGACGACGACGACGAUCCGAUCCAAGCCGAGCGCACAAGCCGCGCACGCGCGGCAGAUAAGCUCAAGAGGCGAGCGGGCGAGCCCAAGAAGCCGACGAUCGAAGAAAUCAAGAAGCUGCAUCCGAGUUUCCUGGCCAUGCUGAGGAGCGUGCUGGCGCGGUAGAUGCACUUUCAAACGAGCGAGAACUACGUAUUCCUAGAUGACACCUAAUGACAGCUGUAUAUGUGCAGAUGGCUGAAUGUCGACGUGAUGAGAACAGAUCUAUCUUAACGCGUUUUGUUGCCGUAUCUCUCAGCAAUCAGUGUGCUGAUCAGCCCAAAGUUUAUUGCACCUGCCUUGCAACAGAGACAGCAAGAGCGAGGGUACACAUGCUCGCAAGUGAUUUCCUAUGCAUCGUAUCAUCAUGAGUGACCGCAUCAUCAG
Boeremia exigua is the source of this 3550-nucleotide messenger RNA. RefSeq lists its product as uncharacterized. The record is from RefSeq and is a predicted model, not a curated record. Gene Ontology annotation, molecular function: phosphatidylinositol binding. Bases 338 to 3289 code for a protein of 983 amino acids. NCBI's taxonomy places the organism in Eukaryota, Fungi, Ascomycota, Dothideomycetes, Pleosporales, Didymellaceae. The transcript is spliced from 6 exons.